Molecule: messenger RNA, 5122 nt
Organism: Dromaius novaehollandiae (emu)
Lineage: Eukaryota; Metazoa; Chordata; Aves; Casuariiformes; Dromaiidae
Gene: ZDHHC5
Product: zinc finger DHHC-type palmitoyltransferase 5
Exons: 12
Coding region: 1546-3723 (725 amino acids)
Biological process (GO): protein palmitoylation
Cellular component (GO): plasma membrane
Molecular function (GO): palmitoyltransferase activity
Source: RefSeq, a predicted model, not a curated record
GCGCCUCGCCCUCCCCCCCGCGUCUUCCAGGCGGUUCCCCGCGGCGCGGCCAAUGAGGUGUCUCGGGCGGGGGCGCGCGCCGGCGCUGGGGCGCGCGCCGCCGCCGGGGCCCGGUUUCCGGCCCGUGCGCAGGCGCGGCCGUGACGUCGUGCUCAGCCGCCGAGCGCGGCGACGGUUCGUGCCCGGGAGCGUUGGCCGCGCGCUCGCGGCCUCCCGCCCGCUCCGCCCCGGGCCGCGCCGCACCGCGCCGACCGCCCCGGGCCGCGCCGCGCGGUGAGGUGCAGCCUUCCAGAUGCCAGGUUUUAAUGAUUUUAUCUAGAUGUUUUUAAACCCAAUGGAUUAAUGAGGAACAAUUUUAUUCCGGGGAGGGGAGGAAGAAAUGGAGCACCUUGGAACAGACUGAGAUCUCCCUGCACACCCCUCAGACCAUGGACGAGACGGGCCUAGUUUUCACCAUCGAUUGUCUUCUGGGGUUGUAAAAGGGCUCCCUGAAAACUCUCCUCCGGAUCCCCCACUUAACCCACCUUGUGCUUCUUGGAAAUGGUUGCUGCAGGCGAGAUUUGAUGAAAUUCACGUUGAUUCACAACAGCCAAGUGAAAACUCAGCCCACGGAAAGGCCUGGAGGGUCAGGAGAAAGGAACAAGUAGGAAGAGGACGAAAACACACAAGCCACUGGACCUUCCCCUCCAGCCCCCCUUGCAAGGAAGGGAUUUACAGCUCAACCUUGCACCAGCUGUUACUCGGCUUUAACAGUCAAGAGAGAAAUAAAUAAAAUUAAACAGCCACCGCCAGCCAGCCAGUCCCAGAUCCUGGUGAAAUCAGGGAGAGUGUUUCUGUGCCUGCCUUCAGCGAGGGGGAGGAGGAGGAGGAGGCAGCAGAGCUUUGCAAGGAAGCUGGGCAGAUUGCUUGCAAGACACCCCCCUCCUCCUGUGCAGCAAGCGGAGGGGACUGCUGGAUAUCGAAGGGCGGAUUAAAAAGGAGAAGUGGCUUUUUGCAAGACGUCUACCGAUAUCUUGCUCGUUCCCAAGGUGCUUGCUGGGUGGGAAGGCGCACCCGGCUCCUCAUCUCACAGUGCUGCAAGUUUUGCUUGUCACCUUCUCGUUGCCCUAGCCUAGAAACACUUGCCUUCUCUUUGACGUCUGGUUGCCACCGUAAGCUUCAUGAGGACCUGCUCGCGGGCUGUUGCCUGACUGAGGGAAGCUCUUAGGAGCUCUCAGCAUUCCUACCCCAACGGUUGUUUUAAAUACAAAUCCCGUUCUCCGUUCUGAGUUUUUAAUGUUUUUAAAUCUCCUUCCCAACGCCCUCAAGCGCUCGCGGGGCAGCGAAUAGCGUGGAUUCUCCCGGCUGCGCUCUUGGGCUUCUCGCUCCAGAGACCGUGGUGGACCUCUGCGGACUGUCUGCUCCGUUCAGCACUCGCUCGAGGAGUGAUUUAGGAAGCUGGGCAGCGGUUACCCCCUUCCCUCUCCCCUCCCCUUUUCGUGUUUGUUCUGACUCCAGCUGGGCCUGGGCUAUGCUGCAGGGCGGAUCCCCCACCAGAGCUCCAACAUGCCAGCAGCAUCUGGAAAGAGGUUCAAACCCAGCAAAUACGUCCCGGUCUCAGCCGCUGCCAUCUUCCUAGUGGGAGCCACCACCCUCUUCUUUGCCUUCACGUGCCCGGGGCUCAGCCUGUACGUCUCCCCAGUCAUUCCCAUCUACAAUGCCGUUGUCUUCCUCUUCGUGCUGGCCAACUUCAGCAUGGCCACCUUCAUGGACCCCGGCAUAUUCCCACGAGCCGAGGAGGAUGAGGACAAGGAGGACGACUUCCGAGCUCCGCUUUACAAGACGGUGGAGAUCAAGGGCAUCCAGGUGCGCAUGAAAUGGUGCGCGACCUGCCGCUUCUACCGGCCGCCGCGCUGCUCCCACUGCAGCGUCUGCGACAACUGCGUGGAGGAGUUUGAUCAUCACUGCCCCUGGGUGAACAACUGCAUCGGGCGACGCAACUACCGUUACUUCUUCCUCUUCCUGCUGUCGCUCACCACGCACAUCAUGGGCGUCUUUGGCUUCGGCCUGCUCUACGUCCUCUACCAGGUGGAGGAGCUCUCCGGAGUCCGCAUGGCAGUCACCAUGGCUGUGAUGUGCGUGGCCGGCUUGUUCUUCAUUCCCGUCGCUGGCCUUACGGGUUUCCACGUGGUGCUUGUGGCGAGGGGCCGCACUACCAACGAACAGGUGACGGGCAAGUUCCGCGGUGGCGUCAACCCCUUCACCAACGGCUGCUGCAAGAACGUCAGCCGGGUCCUCUGCAGCUCCCCGGCCCCCAGGUACCUUGGGCGCCCGAAGGCCGAGCAGACGGUGCUGGUGAGACCUCCCUUCUUGCGGCCCGAGGUGUCAGAUGGCCAGAUUGCCGUCAAGAUCGUGGACAAUGGUAUCCAGACCGAGCUGAAGAGGACAAAGUCCAAAGGAAGCCUGGAGGUGACGGAGAGCCAGUCCGCUGACGCCGAACCGCCACCCCCACCUAAGCCAGACCUCAGCCGCUACACGGGCCUGAGGACACACUUAACCCUGGCCACCACCGAGGACAGCAGCUUGCUAGGCAAGGACAGCCCUCCGACUCCCACCAUGUACAAGUACCGCCCCGGCUACAGCAGCAGCAGCAGCUCGGCCGCCUUGCCUCACUCCACCAGCGCCAAGCUGAGCCGCGUGAACAGCCUGAAGGAGCCCAACUCCAUCUGCGAGAGCAGCCGCAAGCCCAGCUACCGCUCGGAGCCGAGCCUGGAGCCCGAGAGCUUCCGCUCGCCCACCUUCGGCAAGAGCUUUCACUUCGACCCGCUGUCCAGCGGCUCCCGCUCCUCCAGCCUCAAAUCGGCGCAGGGCACGGGCUUCGAGAUGGGCCACCUGCAGUCCAUCCGCUCCGAGGGCACCACCUCCACCUCCUACAAGAGCCUGGUGAACCAGACGCGCAACGGGAGCCUGUCGUACGACAGCCUGCUCACGCCCUCCGACAGCCCCGACUUUGAGUCGGUGCAGGCCGGCCCGGAGCCCGAGGCGCCCGUGGGUUACACCUCGCCCUUCCUCUCGGCCCGCAUCGCCCAGCAGCGAGAGACCGACCUGCACGGCCGCUUCGCCGGCGCCGUCUCCCCCAAGCACGCGCCGCCCCGCGAGCCCUCGCCCGUGCGCUAUGACAAUCUCUCCCGCCACAUCGUGGCCUCCAUCCAGGAGCGGGAGAAGCUGCUGCAGCAGCCGCCCGCCCCGGGCUCGCCGGGCCGGGAGGACGACGCGGGGCUGGCGGACUCGGGCAUCCAGUCGACGCCGGGCUCCAGCAACGCCCCCCGCACCAGCUCCUCCUCGGACGAUUCGAAGCGCUCGCCCCUGGGCAAGAACCCGCUCACCCGCCCGGCCCCCCCCCGCUUCGGCAAGCCCGAGCCCCCCCACGCGCUGCGGGCGCGCUCCCUGGGCUCCCCCGAGCAGCCCGCCGCCCCCCACCUGGGCAAAUCCGUGUCUUACAGCAGCCAAAAACCAGCGUCUCAGGCCGGCGUCCCCGAGACGGAGGAGGUGGCCUUGCAGCCCUUGCUGGCACCAAAGGACGAGGUGCAGCUGCGAACGGCCUACAGCAAGUCCAACGGGCAGCCCAAGAGCCUGGGCCCGGCCGCCCCCAGCCCGGGGCCGGUGCCCCUGAGCAGCCCGACCCGCGGAGGAGUCAAGAAGGUCUCCGGCGUGGGGGGGACCACGUACGAGAUCUCCGUAUGAGGGGGCAGAGCCGCUCUCCCCGCUCGCCGCCUCCCCGGCUGCCACCCGAAGGGCCCCGGCGGGCGCCGGAGGGGGAGUUUCGCAGCCGGGCCCCCCCCGGCUCCCGCAUGCAUGGACGCUUUUUCGACUCCGACCGACCUGGGGAGGGGGGUAAAAAAGGGGGAGGCGGGCAAGGGGGGACAGGCCACAAGCCCCGGAGCUUUUUCUUUCGACGCCCUUCCCUGGGACUUGGGGGCUGCGACACACACCCGAGCCGGGGGGGCCGCUCGUCCUCCGCCCCACCGAGAGACUGCAGCCUCGCGGCGGCCCCCCCGGCGAGGCGGGGACGCGGCCUCGCGUCCUGGCGCCGUCUCGCCCGGGCCAGCCACUCGUGGGCCUUGUGCAAUCAAUCGCUCGCCUAGCGUGGUAGGAACGGAUUGUUUUUAAACCAGAAUACUUUUUUUUAUUAUUAUUGUUACGGAUUCUAUUUUUUUUCUCUUUCUGAGUUACCAGGUGUGUGUAUAUAUAAAUAUCUAUAUAUAUAAAUAUAAAUAUUAAAAAAAAAAAAAAGAAGAAAUUAUAUAUCUUACCCAGGGAGAGGAGGAAACUACCCGUUCCCCCUUCUCCUCCUGGGCCCCAGGUUGAAGAAGGGACGCGGGGCCGGGGCGGACGCCUCGAGCUGUGGCUCGGCACUGGGUGUCGCAUCCCCCGGCGCCCGAGGAGGGGGCGAGGGGAGGGACGCGGGAGGGCAGGCCCUAGCGCGGGGGGCUGCGAGGGGCCCCAGGGCCAAGCGCUGUUCGAGGCCGAGGUGCUUUUCGCCAAGGGCUCUCCUCCCUGCUUUUCUUUCCGUUUUAAGCCUCCAGGGCUUGGGUUCCUCUCCCAGGGCAGCUCUGGCCUGCGGAGGAAGAAGGGGCAAGUGCUGAGGGGCUGCUCCUGCCCCGCGUUGCCUCUCCGAAGCAAAGGCCGGGCUGGCGCGGAGGCUGGGGGCCCUGCACAGAAACACUCUCCAGCCUUUCCCCACUCAUGAUUUUAGCUGUUCUUUUUUUAAAAAAUGUUUCCCCAGGGGUCUUUUUGGUUGUUUUCUUUCCGAUGGAUCCGUUACGGUUGUCUCGCUGUCAGGCGGUUGUUUUUAAUUUCCGUUAGGGAAAGAGGAAGGCUAGAGGGGCAGAUCCCCCUAAAGCAAUAUUUUCUCAUCACAUGCCAAAAAAAUGCAGCCGAGGAGCCCAGUGCUUCCCCCUCACAUAUGACCCCCCCUCCCCGUGCAGCCCAAGCCGUGCAGGUCCAGUGAAACUUCAGGCACUACUUGACUCUUUCUCUAUGGCAAUAUGUCUCCUGUGGCCUCUGCCGAGCCAUGCCAUUGGUUUUUUUUUUUAUUAUUAGCCAUUUUAAAAUGAGGAAUAAAAGGAUAUUUAAUGAGCCA